CUUCCAAAAUGCACAAGUCUGCUUGGGGCAAAGCAAGGAUGAGGAAGCUUGCUUUGGCUCAAUCGUAAGCGUGAAAUGCGUGCCAGGGUUUUAAUAUUUCAGAGGGACAUAAGACUUCUCUAACUUUGCACCGGAAACUGAAAGAACUUCAAAAUGUUCCUGUAAAUUCUGCAUAAUCAGCACUGACACCAUGGAAACGGACUCUGCCCAUAAACUGACCACACCCAAUGUGUCAUUGAUGCAUCAUAACAUCACAAACUCACUGUGUGACUACAUGUUGCCCUCGACCACCCAGUACCAGAAGAAAGUGAUACCCACCUUCUACAGUCUCAUCUUUUUGCUGGGUUUCUUUGGUAACAUGCUUGUAGUGUGUGUUUUGUAUCAUAGUUCAGGGCGGAGGACCGUCGCUAACACGUAUCUGGUGAAUCUAGCGAUGUCAGACUUGCUCUUCCUGAGCUCUUUGCCUUUCUGGGCUGUGUACUACUCUUUGGAUUAUAAUUGGAUUUUUGGGAAGGUUAUGUGUAAACUGUGUGGGGGUCUGCUGACAAUAAAUGUCUACGCUAGUAUAUUUUUCAUCACUUGUAUGAGCGUGGAUCGAUAUCAUGCUUUCAUCUACCCGUUACACUCCCGGAGCAGUAGGAGUGUGAGUCGGGCCAGGUGUGUUAGCUGCAUCAUUUGGGUCCUGGCAGCUCUGACCACGCUGCCCACAGUUGUUUUCCGUGACAUACACACUUUCCCUAUAAACAAUGUGACCGCUUGUGUCAUAUAUUACCCCAGUGAGCUCUGGCACACCGGGUUAACUCUUGCGAAGAACACCCUUGGAUUCUUUCUGCCGUUGGUUGUCAUAGCAACCUGCUACAGCCGAAUCGCUGUACACCUGAUGGCCACUCCCAACUUCCUGGAGCAAGACUCUGCCAGGUUGGUCCAUGUCUUGAGAAUGGUGGUCGCCGUGGUAUUGGCAUUUUUCUUUUGCUGGUUCCCGUUUCAUGUGCUGGCAUUCCUGGGAGCUCUGGGAGAGCUGGGGGUGGAGUGGGAUUGUUGGGUGCUCCAAACAAUCAAUAAACUACUGCCGUUCUUCCUCUGCCUUGGCUUUUCCAACUCUGCCAUCAACCCUUUCCUGUACUGUUUUGUGGGAAAUCACUUCAGAGAGAGGCUAUGGCAAAUUUAUGGAGAGAUGCUGACACAGAAAAGAGAUUCUGUUAGUACAAGACUGUCUUCCUUCUCCCAGAAACUGAGUGACCUCAAAGAGACUAUGCCUCUGGAGAUUCUGGAGCAGCAAAGCGCCUCCUAGUGGAUGGGAGUCUAAAGUAUACUGUAAUUACAAACAGAAGUGGACAGUCAAUGACAGUCAUUGCCCUAAAUGUUGUUCUAUGACCUUUCAUUGGUGCAGCAUGAUCAGAGCGGAUGGAUCUCAUUUGGUGUCUGUUGUUGUUAUAUUAUAGUAGAUUCCAAACUCAUUUGAUGUUCUGUUUUCCUUGGAACACAACAUGAGAUGUUAGGCAGAAUUCACUUUAAUUGUAUGGAAGAUGGAGACUGUCAUUCUGCCUAACAUCUCCUUUUGUUUUCCACAGAGGAAUGAAAGUCAUACAGGUUUGAAACAACAUAAGGGUGAGUAAAUUAUGAUCAUUUUCAUUUUUGGGUGAACUGUCCCUUUAAGUUAUGCUGUUUUGUUUUAUUUCAGUUUACACUGUGUUCAUGCAGCAGUAUGAUGACAAUCGACAUCAUUCUGUCACACAAUAAUAUGCACAAUUUGCAGUUACAUUUAGCUACAUAUCAAUCUUGAGUUAAUCACACUCUCUCCAGGAUGAGGAACUGUGGUUUUGCUUUUUGAUUUUUUUGCAGAAAUCAUGGAAAAUCCAAAGGUUUGAGGACAGCUGUACUGUUGUAAUGUCAGUGUAAUUGAUGACAUCAGUGUUGCUAAUAUGACCAGAAUGUCAUAUACCUGUAUGUAAAAUCAUUUAUAUUGCUGAUGUCUGCCCGACAGACCCUAAUGCUGUCUUUAAGCUAUAUAUAGGAAGAUAUAGAAAGUUACAGCAAUGUAACACAAAAUGUUAAAAUUAUAAAUCAUUAUAAAUAGCAUUAUAAUUAUAAUGGAGCCUAUAUGAUGUCAGUCUGUUUUAUUCUGUGAUUUGUCUUAUGUGACAAGAGAAAGAUACUUUUGGCAACGUGUGAUCUGUGCUGUGAUCAUGCUUUUUAUUUGCAAGAAAUUAUUGCAGAUUUCUACAGAGUAGUGUUUCCUAACCCUGAUAAUGGAUUAGGGAGAUGUCCAAAAUGUGCACUGUUGGGGGGCCCUCCAAGAACAGAGUUGGGAAACACGGCUCUUGAGAAACUAAAGUGCUGUUGAUUAGUGUUAUAUACUGUAUAUAACACUCUAGAGGCCUAUUCUAGGAAUAUACUGAGACUGAGGGCCAUGUCUUCUGGUUGUGUUUGACAGAGUGCCUCACAAUUCAAUUAAAUACAGUGCUUUUAACAAUGAAGAUGGUCUCAGCCCUAUUCACAAUAUGGCACGCCCUUGAGUCCCUUAUUGCUUUUAUAAAAUGGUUACCACCUAAUAAAAAUAGUAAGGAACCAAAUGUUUAUUAAAAUGUCAUUUUUUAAAGUAAACAUAUUAAACACCUUCCUUACGUUAGAAUACGUAGUGCUUGAUAGUAAACUGUAAACAGAACAUAAUUCAGUAGUGUUUAUACACUGAUCAGCCACAACAUUAAAACCACUGACAGAUGAAGUGAAUAACAUUUAUUAUCUUGUUACAAUGGCACCUGACAAGGGGUGGGAUUGUGCAGCAAGUGAACGUUCAGUUCUUGAAUUUCAUUUGUUGGAAGCAGGAAAAAUGGGUAAGCGUAAGGAUCUGAGCAACUUUGACAAGGGCCAAAUUGUGAUGGCUAGAUGACUGGGUCAGAGCUUCUCCAAAACGGCAGGUCUUGUGUGGUGUUCCUGGUAUGCAGUGGUUAGUACCUUCCAAAACUGGUCCUUGGAAGGACAACCAGUGAACCGGCGACAGGGUCAUGGGCGCCCAAGGCUCAUUGAUAUGCGUGGGGAGUGAAAGCUAGGCCGUCUGGUCUGAUCCCACAGAAGAGCUACUGUAGCACAAAUUGCUGAAAAACGUAAUGCUGGCCAUGAUAGAAAGGUGUCAGAACACACAGUGCAUCGCAGCUUGCUGCGUAUGGGGCUGCAUAGCCACAGACCGGUUAGAGUGCCCAUGCUGACCCCUGUCCACUGCCGAAAGUGCCCACGUGAGCGUCAGAACUGGACCAUGGAGCAUUGGAGGAAGGUGGCCUGGUCUGAUGAAUCACAUUUUCUUUUAGAUCAUGUGGAUGGCAGGGUGCAUGUGUGUCACUUACCUGGGGAAGAGAUGGCAGCAGGAUGCACUAUGGGAGGAAGGCAGUCCAGCGGAGGCAGUGUGAUGCUCUGGGCAAUAUUCUGCUGGGAAACCUUGGGUCCUGGCAUUCAUGUGGAUGUUACUUUGACAUGUACCACCCACCUAAAGAUUGUUGCAGACCACGUACACCCCUUCAUGGCAACGGUAUUCCCUAAUGGCAGUGGCCUCAUUCAGCCGGAUAAUGCGCCCUGCCAUGCUGCAAAAAUUGUUCUGGAAUGGUUUGAGGAACAUGACAAAGAGUUCAAGGUGUUGACUUGGCCUCCAAAUUCCCCAGAUCUCAAUCCGAUUGAGCAUCUAUGGGAUGUGCUGGACCAACAAGUCUGAUCCAUGGAGGCCCCACCUCACAACUUACAGGACUUAAAGGAUCUGCUGCUAAUGUCUUGGUGCCAGAUACCACAGGACACCUUCAAAGGUCUUGAAGAGUCCAUGUCUCGACGGGUCAGAGCUGUUUUGGUGGCAGGAGGGGGACCUACACGAUAUUAGGCAGGUGGUUUUAAUGUUGUGGCUGAUUGGUGUAUAGCGGAAUGCUAUAAAACGGCCCUACCCCAAACCACACAAUCUUAUUUUCUACAUAUUGUCAGUAAAGAAAGGCAUUGCAACUCAUUUGGGAUAAAAAGCUAAAUGACAACUAAACCGUUAUGCCUCAGUUUAAUCAUUUUUAUCACACUGGUGAAUGAUGAACAGUUUCAGUCCAAAAUGCUCUGAUUAACUGAUCCAAUAACUGUGAGACAUUGACAAUGUGUACCGAGGUGCUUUGUUUUACUCUCUACUUACCUUUCCUUACUCUUACUGUCAUCUCCUCUGUUCUGUCUCUACUGGUGACCUGACACAGGUGUAAAGUCCUACAUCUGACUCUCUUUUUACAGUCUCUCUGUAUUAAGGACACAUUUCUUGUCUCCAGAUCUUGAGUAAACACACUUUCUCUGCACUCCUGGCCUCUUCUUUCUAUCACCUGUCUGUUUGAAUAGAUCCAAACACAGCCUGUCUUUUUAAAACACCUGAUCUCUAUGGCAACUGCACAGAUUGCUGGUGACAGAAUAGUGAAAUCACAUUGCAAUUUAACCUGAACUCUCUAAGCAGGUUCUUAGCCAAGCUCAUCUGUGAGUGCAAGAAGAGAAAGAAAGACACUGAAACAGAUCAAAUGAAAAAUCCUCCAUUAAUUUUGCCAAAUAUUAGUUGUAAUGUCUACCAUUGUAAUCUCCAAAUAUCUGUAUACCGGAGUCUGGAAUAUCUAAUAUCUGAGGUCUGUGAUCUGGAUAUACAUUCCAUAAUUUGUUUUGUCCCACUUCAGUACCAAAGAAAGACAGCCAAGAAAUGUUAUUCACUUUUGAUUUCCAGAGAUUACUUUUCUGGCAAAUUACCACACCUUUUGUUUUAACCCUGGCUCAAGAGAAGCAUUACUUUCAAGCAAUGUAGAGCCAUCUUAUGUUGUAAGAUCUCUAAUGCACUAAAAAUACUAAAUCUUUUCAAAAAAUAUUUUCCACCUGGAAUAAUUAACCAACAGAUGUUCUUGUCUACAGGAAUCUGGAGGAACCUGCUUAUGUAACACGUAUCAGGAGUUAUUAAUUCAAAUUAUAGGCCAUUAGGUUCGACUAGGGAGGUGUAGUUGAGUGAAACAACACUGAAUGAGUCGCCAAAAAAUUCUGCAUUGAAAUAGAACACUGUUCUUUGUAACAAAUUUUUUAACACUAGUAAAGGAAAAUAUAAAGAAGAAAAUAAAUUAAAUUACAACCAGUUGUUCACAUUUUCUCCACAAUAUCAACUCACAAUAUACCUUAAUGUAAAUAAAUUCGUCUGAUCAUUCCUACCUGAGUGCACCUUAUGAGCUAUAGGAUUUUACCCUGGAAUAAGCCAUUUUACAAUAUUAACACAUAACUUUAUCCACAGUUAUAAAAUUCAGACAUUUCAAUUAAAUUUACAAUUCAGUCCUUUUCUGCAUAUCGCGGCCCCCUUCGAAGCUCCGUUUUGCGGCCCUCUUCAGCCUGUUGCGGCCCGUUUGUCAUAACCUGGCAGCCUGUUUCACGGCCGGCCCACUGGGAAAAGUCCCGGUUCUCCCUAUGGCCAGUCAUAGGUAGUACAUAUUUCUCAUGUUUUACUGAUUGAUGCCAUUUCAAUAGGACCUAACAUCCCCUGUCAGGGGCUACUGGUGCCAUUGCUGCACACCUUCUCUGCAAUGUCGUCUUCUUACAUUCUUAAAUAUUUGUCAUUUGCUCCAUUCCAUACAAAUUCUUCUCUAAAGUAUUUUGACAAGAACUGUAACUAAGAGCAGGUUUAUUGUCAGCUCCUGUCAAAGAAACAAUUAGACAAAUUUCCAAAUCUACUCUACUUCUGUACUUAUAUCAACUUCAGACAUUCUACCUAUUUUAGUUUCUUUAUAAUGACAAACGCAUGAAAAGAUGAAAAAGAUGAAGACUAAUAUGGAUGAAGUUUUUUUAGUGAAAUAACAGUUCUGCUCCAUAACCAUUGUGCCCUUAAAGGGAUAGUUCACCCAAAAAUGAAAAUCCUCUCAUAAUUUACUCAUCCUCAUGCCAUCCCAGAUGUGUUUGACUGUCUUUCUUCAGCAGAACACAAAUGAAGAUUUUUGGAAGAAUGCUUCAGCUCCGUAGGUCCAUAAAAUGCAAGUGCAAUGGGUGCCAAAUUUUUGAAGCUCCAAAAAGCACAUAUAGCCAUCAUAAAAGUAUUCCAUACAACUCGCGUGGAUUAAUGUUAAUUAUAAAGCGAAACGCUAGGUGUAAGAAACAGAUUUUUCUGUAUUAGACUCUUUUUUUUAAAUAAAAAUGUUCGCUUCCGGUCAGCUCAUUGAUGAGGGUGGAGUUCAAACUGCCUCUCAUGUGAUGUAACACGAAAGCCUCCUCUGCAUAGAUAUUCAUACAGUACAGUAUACAGUAGUGUGGUAGCCUGUGGUAUUUUUCUGAAAGUGAUUAGUCUAAUGGCACAUUAGUUUCAACAAAACCAAACUGUCUUUGGCUGAACUUGACAGCUCCUUCAGUUUAUGUCAAUAUUCUAUAAAAGACCAAUUUUAUUUAUAUCACUGAAAGUGACGUGACUGCUCCCAUUAUAAUUAAUAAAUCUGUCUAUACUAGUGGUACGCGAUGUCGAAAAUGCAGUAGCAAUCGAGAAUUAUUCUUUUGAUGAACUUACAACACAGUACAUGGAGUGGACUUUUUAUAUGCCCUGUUACUCGUUUGAGGUAACGGCAUUUCAAUGUUCCAGGGCCAGAUCAAAACUGCAUUUUUUGCUUCCUUGAAGGGCACUCCUGCUGUAGGGGAUGCCGCUCGAAAGCUCAUUCAAAACGAAAGUGAGAUAAUGAAUCUUUCCUCGGAGGGCCCUUCCACAAGACUUUUAGUGAAGGGUACAUUCAUACAGUAAUGCCAUGUUUCCUUCAGAGUACGCACUUCAAGGGCUCUGCAGUUCAGAGUGAGUAUAGGGCAUAGGGAGGAUCACUUGCGAUUGGAUUUCCGCCACAGAUCUGUUGUAGAGCGCGCUGUAAAAGGCAUCUCCGCUUCAUUUUCUUUAAUACGCCCGCGAUUUACAAAGAAAUCUCAUAAUAACCCAUUAUUAUUGUUAUUGUGAGAUUAUGAUGAGAUUUUAAUUUUAUUUUAACUAUUUUUAUUUAACUUAAAAUUUCCCCCCUUUUUCUGAAAGGGCACCUUUAGAUUUGUGAAGGAAGAUUUAGAUUUGCACCCCUGCUGCCCCCGUUCUGUGCAUGUCAGUGCUAUGGACCACAAUACUGUACUUUUCGACACAAAAGCAGUUUAUUCAGCAGGUCUGAGCAAGGAGCUCGGUCUGAGGCAUCUCCUCCCUUCACUUGCACUCAAACUGAUUCAAACAGCUCUCCUUGUUGACCGUUCCAAGAUGACGCCGCAGUUGACAUAUUCAGACCAACCGAAUGAGGCAUCUAUGUAUGAAUAUCUAUGCUCCUUUUGUUGUAAGAAACACUGUGCUAUUUUUUGUAUUUCACACAUGAUUUGUCAAUGCACUAAUGUCACGUGAGGGGCAACGUGUAUUCGACCCUCCUGAAUUUUUUGCAAAAAAAUUAAAUAUUGAUCUAUUUCUUUCACACCUAGCAUUCACACAGGUGUCCUGGCAGAGUAACAACAUGUAAAGUUCAUCACAUGAACUUUGGGCAUGUUCCACUAAGUUUGACGACCAUUAAGUGUCAAAAUAUUGUUUGUCUUUAUACUGAACAAUAUGUCUAUUGUUUAUAAUUUAAAACAAACUUUUUAUGAAAUUUUUUUUGCUUGAAAAUGUGUUUGUGCUAUCUUUAAAAUAAAUGGCACUUGAUUUGGUGUUUUGUAACAUAACGCAGACAUUAAAACAUUU
This is a messenger RNA of Myxocyprinus asiaticus (Chinese sucker), 7702 nucleotides long. Its product is annotated as type-2 angiotensin II receptor-like. Bases 191 to 1291 code for a protein of 366 amino acids. The record is from RefSeq and is a predicted model, not a curated record. The transcript has 2 exons. Gene Ontology annotation, molecular function: angiotensin type II receptor activity. Gene Ontology annotation, biological process: G protein-coupled receptor signaling pathway; regulation of vasoconstriction; immune response. Gene Ontology annotation, cellular component: membrane. Lineage: Eukaryota; Metazoa; Chordata; Actinopteri; Cypriniformes; Catostomidae.